AUGACCAUGAAAGAGAUUGUCAUCCUUCUGCUGAAUCUGUAUUUGGUCUUCAGUGUCCAAGACAUUCGAGAGAGUGUUCCUAUGAAGAGCCUGCGCUGCUACAGUGACUACAAGUCACAGGUGACUUGCACAUGGAUGGAGCACUCAGAGGCUCAUGCCCUCGUUGGUGUGACUCUUUACCAAAGGGAUGAUAUUAGCAUGGAGAACAAGGAGAUGUUCUGCCAACGCCAGAGGGAAAAUGACUUACAUGAGGCCCCAGACUCCUAUGUGCACUGGGUUUGUCGCAACACUACAGACAAUUUUGGAAUAGGAGUAGAAGAUAUUUACAGUUUCAAACCUAAGAAGGUGCUUCAAGCAGAACUGAAUGUUGAUCUUUUUCAAAAUGUUCAGGUCCUCCCACCUCAAAACCUCUCGAUCAGCUUGAUGAGAUCAGGAGACUUCUUGCUGACUUGGAAAGCACCUGAUGGAAGCCAAGGGCUGAGAGAUGCCCUGGACUAUGAAGUCACUUACAAGCGGGAGUGGGAGCCCUGGGAGAAAGCUGCCUCACUCUUGCUCUCCAACACCAUACGUUGCCAUCUCAGCCAGAAGGACCUUGUCCCGGGGAGCAGCUACGUUGCCCGUGUGCGAGCCAGACCAGGUCAGGCCGGGGGCUUCUCUGGGCAGUACAGCGAGUGGAGCACGGAGGUGACCUGGGAGACCCCUGAAGGUGGCCUUCAGCCCAGGAACCUUCGCUGCCUCUUCAAUGGUGUGAAUGGCCUGACGUGCAGCUGGGAAGUGAAGAAAGCGAUUGUCACUUCUGUCCUCUUCAGCUUGUUCUUCAGGGCCACUCCAGCAUCAAAAGAACAGGAGUGCACUCCUGUGCAUGAGAAGGCUUUGCCCCACAUCCCAUAUGUGGUCCAGAGCUGUGAGAUCCCUGUGAGCAAUCAGAGCCAGUACCAUGUGUCUGUCCGGGCCAAGACAGAGGAGAAACUAAUUGAAGCCUACAAGAACAUUAAGACGCUGCCACCUGUAAAUGUGUCAGUAACAAGGACAGAGAACCAAGAAUAUGAACUGAAGUGGAUAAAACACACUUUCGCAUAUCCAUCCAUAACACAGAGAUACCAAGUUGAGUACUGGAAAAACAACCAAUAUGAAAAGACUCUCCAGAAGUUAAAUAUCAGCAAUGAUGAACCCCCCUUCAUCUUCACCCCGCAGAUGCUGGCAUCAUCUACAGAAUAUAGGGGGAAAAUGCGUGCGAGGGUGAAUAUGCAACAGGCAUAUGAGGGGCCUUGGAGUGAAUGGAGUGAGGAGUUCACUUGGAAGACUGAGAAUGUUCUCCCACCUGUGGUUCUCCCAGUGAUGCUCCCAGUUCUCAUCAUCACUUUGCUAAUCAUUGCUUACUUCAGCUACAAGUAUUUCCUCAGGAAGAAGCAACUGUGGGAGGAAAAGAUUCCGAACCCCAGCAAGAGUCUCCUUAUCCAGAGCUACCUGGGGAAGGUACCUUUAGGGACCUGGCCAACAAGCAGCCAGCUGGACUUCAACAAACACAGCCUUUCAGAGAAGAUGGAGCAGGCUAGCUUCCUGCAAGUUGUGGGCAGGCAGACAAAGACUUUGGCAGUCCUUGAAGAGCAGGCUAAGAAGACCAAUGUUUCUACUGUUGUGCUGAACCUACAAAACCCAUACCAUGCUUUGGAUGAGUCAGAUGACUGCUCAGGUCGGAUUGCUGGUCAUGCCUUGCCUGUUUCAAAGAGAAAAAGUCUUGAUGCAAGUAUUGCUUCCCAGACAGCAAUCCCUCGUUUUGAUUUCAAUGGUCCAUACUUGUACACCCCGGUGAUGUCCUCCCAGCCUGAUAUGCAUCAGAGCCUGGCACUGGAUCCAGUGGGAGUCCGUGAGAAAUCGGUUUCCCUUCAGUAUGUGACCCUCCCAAAAGAAGACUGUCCCCAGGCUCCUCAGAGGCAAAACCAGCCAGAAGCAGAUCCUCCAGAACCCCUUCUGCUCCCAAGUCAGAAAGAAGUGAUGCAGCAUCUCGGCAAUGAGAAAGGAGUCUCACCGGCCCCACCAGCCUGUGGGAAGGGCAGGAACACAAGAACAGAAGAGCAGAAACAUACAGGGCCUCUUAGCUGUGUCACGUCUCCUCAGCAGCACCCCUUGGAGUACAUCACUACAGAGAGCCUGUCGCUGCCAUCAGCCAGUGACUCCACCCGUCCACCUCUAGUCACUGCUGGGGAGUUACCUGGUGACUCACAGGAGCCCCAGCCCCUCAGUGACCACUCUUGCCAUGAGUUUUCUCCCAGGAAAACUUGUGUCAUGGUCCCAGUUUCAGGCCAAGCACCAGCUUCUUCUCCUGAAUCACACCUGGAGGCAUUUGGAGACUAUCUUUCUGUCCCUUUAAAUCUCCAUGAACAUUCAGAACCCACAACAAUUUCUUUGCCUGUCUUACAGAAGGGAAACGAUCUUCCUAGAAAGCAGCCUCUGCCAGAGGGUAACUUGGUGGUGUUGAACCCUGACAGCACUGAGCCAGUUUUCCUUUGCCAGGUUGGUGACUAUUGCUUCCACAGCCUGAAAUCCAGUGUGAAGAUGGAUAUUAGUCAGGAAGACCACCAAGCCAAGAAACCUUCUGAAGGCAAAGCAACAUCUGGGAAGCCUGUAUCUGAUGAUGAAUCUAUCACUGAGAAGGAAAAGGAUGUAUCAAAAAUGCAGGCUAUUCAACUUUACAAAAACCUGAAAUCAGAUGAUUACUUUUCCUGGCAGCAGUCUUUGAGGAUCACAGAAAUCUGUUAA
This is a messenger RNA of Chaetura pelagica (chimney swift), 2760 nucleotides long. It is a transcript of the gene CSF2RB, whose product is annotated as colony stimulating factor 2 receptor, beta, low-affinity (granulocyte-macrophage). Bases 1 to 2760 code for a protein of 919 amino acids. Gene Ontology annotation, biological process: immunoglobulin mediated immune response; cytokine-mediated signaling pathway. Gene Ontology annotation, molecular function: protein binding; cytokine receptor activity. Gene Ontology annotation, cellular component: external side of plasma membrane. Lineage: Eukaryota; Metazoa; Chordata; Aves; Apodiformes; Apodidae. The record is from RefSeq and is a predicted model, not a curated record. The transcript has 13 exons.